Messenger RNA from Drosophila suzukii, 1158 nucleotides. It is a transcript of the gene Rsph1, whose product is annotated as Radial spoke head protein 1. NCBI's taxonomy places the organism in Eukaryota, Metazoa, Arthropoda, Insecta, Diptera, Drosophilidae. The record is from RefSeq and is a predicted model, not a curated record.
AAAAUCACCAUGGCCACAACGGAUUUGUCGGAGGAGGAUCUAUCGGCGCCCGAAGAGGAGGAGGAUUUGGGUCCCAACAUAGGCCUCUAUAUAGGCGGUCGUAAUGCGGCAGGACAAAGACACGGCAGAGGUUGGGCUAUCCUGCCCAAUGGCGAUCAGUAUGAUGGGAACUACCGGAAGGGCCGCCGCCACGGAAUCGGGCUUUACGUGUUCAAGGACGGAUCAAGGUACUACGGGCAGUACCGCUGUGGCAAGCGCUGUGGGCGUGGCAUCUUCAUCUAUCCGGAUGGAUCUGUGUACGAGGGCAACUGGCGCAAACACUUAAAGCACGGCAAGGGGCGGUACAACUACGUGAAUGGGGACACCUAUUCAGGCGACUGGUUCAAGGGUCAACGACAUGGGGUGGGAAUCUAUCGCUUUAAUAAUGGCACGGAUGCCUGUUGCUUAUCCGUAAGAAUGAAGGCCACCUGGAACAGCAACAUGCGAACGGGUCCCUUCGAGCUGUACAUCGGGAACGAAGACAACUGCACCAUUCUACACGGAAUUUGGGACUCAUUAUAUCCGAGUGGACCGGCCGUGUUCAGUUUUAACAACCGGUACAUGCUGCUGGGCUAUUUCCUGCCCGCAAACUACAACUUUAGGGCGAUCGGCAACGAUGAUCAGAUGGAGGACAUUGAGGAGCAGUUGGACGACGAGCAGGGCACCGAAUCGACCAUGGCGCCCACUCUGUGGUUCGCCCAGGAGAUCGCUGUCUACGACUUCUCACUGCUGCCACAGGAGCCGGUUCCUCUGGCCGUUUCCGACUCUGAGUUGUCCGUCUGCUCGCUAUCCACUGUGCCGAGCAUCCGCAGCGAGGAGAAGAUAAGUUGGUACGGGGAGGGUGAAGAGGCCGAAGGCGAGGAGGGUGGCGAGAUGGAGUGCUUCCCCUGUGAGUGCGAUCUCACUGAUCUCAGCGAGGUGGAGACGGAGAGCGAGGUGUGCAAGAUCGACGCCAAUCCAUGUUGUAUCGAAAUCCUCAAGCAGCCAGAGUGCCCGAAUCCUUAGGAUAGUAGCUUCUUGCCCACAUUAUUUUGUUAUUGUUAUUAAACGUUUCCUGCAAGUGAAAGAAUCUUAAUAUAUUCUAAGAAAAACAUAAUACGAACAUUUUAAGUUAGGCCA